Wasmannia auropunctata (little fire ant) is the source of this 1107-nucleotide messenger RNA. RefSeq names its product serine protease snake-like. Gene Ontology annotation, biological process: proteolysis. The coding region runs from base 1 to 846 and encodes 281 amino acids. The record is from RefSeq and is a predicted model, not a curated record. The transcript is spliced from 3 exons. Lineage: Eukaryota; Metazoa; Arthropoda; Insecta; Hymenoptera; Formicidae. Gene Ontology annotation, molecular function: serine-type endopeptidase activity.
AUGGACACAGUUUACAGAUAUGGAAUCAAUGUUAUAACGGGCAAACCCGAAGUGCUCGAGACCUGUCGUAAAUUUAUAGUAUCUUUCUUGAUCAAAGGUAUAGACGUAAUUGAGGAGGGUGAGUUCACUCACAUGGUAGCCCUGGGCACACAAACUACUACUGACUUCUUCCUGACGUGCGGCGGCACGCUGAUUUCACAUAGCUGGGUACUUACCGCUGCGCACUGCACUCAUGGACCAAGCGGCGGUCCAACUGUCGCGAGGAUAGGUUUCCGCAAUUUGAUGGGCCAUGAUACAGACUUCGGCACCACAGUUCUCGUGAAAGAUACAAUAACACAUCCGGAUUACAAUCCACCUACGUUGUAUGCGGACAUAGCUCUUAUGCAGCUGACGGACGCUGUCACGUUUAACUCAGCCAUACGACCCGCGUGUCUUUAUCACCAAUACGAUAUCGUUCCUAAAAAUACUCCGGUUUGGGUUAGCGGCUGGGGCACCAUGGAACUAGCCGGAGAGCCGAACAAUCGGUUGCAGAAGGCCUCGCUGAAUCUAAUAGACAAUGCGUCAUGUGCAAAACGACAUAAUGGUACCUUAGAAGUUCCGUACGGUAUCACAUCGAAUAUGAUUUGCGCUGGAGAUAUAAAAAAUAACUGGACCACGGAUACUUGCGAAGGAGAUUCCGGUGGUCCUCUGCAAAUAAAACAUACUGAAAGCAAAUGUCUCUACAAAGUGAUCGGUAUCACCAGUUUCGGUCAUAGUUACGGACUCGGGAUCGAAUUUCCUGGUGUUUAUACCAGAGUGUCUGAAUAUCUUUCGUGGAUAGAAAGUAUUGUCUGGCCGCAAAAAUAAUUGCAAUUUAUUCGAUUUUUACAAAGGAUACAAAAAAAUAUCCUUCAUUAAUUUGACUAAGUUAAAUCUCUUACAUAAUUAUCAGUAAUAAAUCUCUUACAUAAUUAUUAAACUAUUCAGUCAAAUUAAUAGACUGAGAAUUUUUAUGGUAUUUAGAAAUUUUUCUCCAUUAAUUUUGCAACGUGAUAUUCAUUUACUAUGUAAGAAUAAUUUUAUAAUUUCAGAAAAGUUCACUUGCUCCAAUUAUUGCCUGUCGAGAGA